AUGGCCGAGGUUCCUAUUCCAACCUGCCGCUGGGGCAUUAUCACCACGGGCCUCAUCUCCUCAUGGUUCGUGGCCGACCUGGUAGCCCCGCGGUCUGACGCAAAGGCAAGGCAUGUCAUCCAGGCCAUUGGGUCUUCAUCGCUGGACAAGAGCAAAGGCUUUGCCGCCAAGUACCUCAAGGACGCCGCCUCAGCGCAUGACCCGGCCCUCUACGGCAGCUACGCUGAGGUUUACAGCGACCCAAAUGUGGACUGUGUCUACAUCGGCAGCCCCCAUGGCUUCCACAAGCGAGAUUGCCUUGCUGCCAUUGCGGCUGGCAAGAACAUCCUCUGCGAGAAAGCCUUCACGAUCAACGCCCGGGAGGCGCGAGAGGUCUUCGAUGCUGCUAAGCAGAAGGGUGUCUAUAUCGCCGAGGCCAUGUGGCUCCGGCAUCGGCCCAUGGUGACCGAGUUGAGAAGGCUGCUGUAUGAGGACAAUGUCAUCGGCGAGGUAUUCAGGACGGCGUCGGACUUCCAGAUGUACCUUGACAUGGCAGGUCUGCCCUCGACGUCUCGGUACAAGGACAUCGACCUUGGGGCGGGCUCGCUGCUAGAUAUUGGAAUCUACGCCUUGACGUGGGCCAUCUUGACGCUGGAGCCUAAAGCACCAGCUCAGAGAGAAAUGCCCAAGAUCAUGGCUGCUCAAUCAUUUGUCGAUGGCAUCGAAGUCACGACCAGUGUCGUUUUGCACUAUCCCAGCAGUGGGCGUCAAGGUAUUGUCUCGUCGACCACCGAGCGCAAGAACGGCGCAUCUCAGAUCGUUGCCACCAUCGAUGGCACCAAUGGCUUCGUGGAGGUCGAAGGAAGUGCCCCUUCUCAUCCACGUUCAUUUACAGUGUACCCGAAGUGGACCGGCGAUGAAAAACCACAGGGCAAGAAGUAUGACUUUGACCGACCGCAGCAGGGCUUCAUCUAUGAGGCUGAUAACACGGCAUUGGAUCUUGCAGCUGGAAGGGAGGAGAGCCCAGUUAUGCCCUGGUCUGAGACUAUUCGAGUCAUGGAGAUUAUGGACGAGAUCAGACGCCAGGGUGGCACAAAGUACUCUGUAGAUGCAGCUUAA
Neoarthrinium moseri is the source of this 1098-nucleotide messenger RNA. RefSeq lists its product as uncharacterized. Gene Ontology annotation, molecular function: nucleotide binding. The record is from RefSeq and is a predicted model, not a curated record. The coding region runs from base 1 to 1098 and encodes 365 amino acids. NCBI's taxonomy places the organism in Eukaryota, Fungi, Ascomycota, Sordariomycetes, Amphisphaeriales, Apiosporaceae. The transcript is spliced from 2 exons.